Molecule: messenger RNA, 2707 nt
Organism: Cololabis saira (Pacific saury)
Lineage: Eukaryota; Metazoa; Chordata; Actinopteri; Beloniformes; Belonidae
Product: solute carrier family 2, facilitated glucose transporter member 4-like
Exons: 11
Coding region: 343-1863 (506 amino acids)
Biological process (GO): monosaccharide transmembrane transport
Cellular component (GO): membrane
Molecular function (GO): hexose transmembrane transporter activity
Source: RefSeq, a predicted model, not a curated record
CCAGUCCAACGGGACUGUCUGAGGCAGCAGCCCUCCCUCCCCUCCGUCCUCUCCCCUCCUUCCUCCCCUCUCUCUCCCAUAUACCACAGGCAUGCACGUGGGUGUGCGGGUGUCACUCUCUCUCAGCCUGACUGACAACACAAACUUCAGAGAAGGGAGGACGAGCUGCAGCACAGGACAAUCCAGACUUCCCAGGUUCCCACUCUGGACUGCACUCUUGGAUUUAAGCAGCUCGUCUUUGGUGCUGAAGCGCUCGGGUUUUUGCGCAGGAGUUUUUUGGUCUCCAUCUGGCACCAGACGCAUCUGUCACCAAGCGCUCAGGAGCCCCGAGCUGUCACAGUCAUGCCGGCCGGGUUUCAGCAGCUCGGAGGGGAGACGGUGACGGGAACCCUUGCACUCUCAGUCUUCACUGCUGUUCUGGGAUCUCUAACAUUUGGCUACAACAUCGGAGUCAUCAAUGCACCUCAAAAAAUCAUUGAAGCGGAAUUCAAUGUGACAUGGGCGAGUCGGUAUGGAGAGCCGAUCACCACGGGGACCCUGACCUCCCUCUGGUCGCUGGCCGUUGCCAUCUUCUCCAUCGGGGGGAUGCUCUCCUCCUUCUGCGUGGGUUUCAUCUCGGAGUGGCUGGGCAGGAGGAAAGCCAUGCUCAUAAACAACAUGUUUGCCUUCAUCGGUGGAAGUUUGAUGGGAAUGUCCAAACUCUGCAGCUCCUUUGAAAUGAUGAUCCUUGGUCGUUUCGUCAUUGGUGCCUACUGCGGGCUGGCAUCUGGCCUGACACCCAUGUAUGUGGGCGAGAUAGCGCCAACGAGUCUCCGCGGAGCGCUGGGAACGCUGCACCAGCUGGCUAUAGUCACUGGGAUUCUGAUAGCACAGAUCCUAGGUCUGGAGUCUUUACUGGGCAACGAGCACUUGUGGCCAGUGCUGCUGGGUCUAACUGUUGUGCCCACCGUACUGCAGAUGGGCCUGCUGCCCUUCUGCCCCGAGAGCCCUCGGUUCCUUUACAUCGUCCGCUGCCAGGAGCACCACGCCAAGUGUGGCCUGAGGAGAUUAACGGGCCGGCAAGAAGUGGGUGACAUGCUGGCAGAGAUGAAGGAGGAGAAGAGAAGGAUGGACAUGGAGAGGAAGGUGUCCAUCCCUGAGCUCUUUCGUUCCACUCUUUACCGCCAGCCCAUCAUCAUUUCCAUCCUGCUGCAGCUCUCCCAGCAGCUCUCGGGGGUCAAUGCGAUCUUCUACUACUCCACCAAUAUCUUCAUGAAGGCAGGAGUCCAGAGUCCAGUCUAUGCCACCAUAGGAGCCGGAGUAGUAAAUUGUGCUUUUACUGUGGUCUCGCUUUUCCUUGUGGAGAGGAUGGGUCGACGGACGCUCCACAUGUUGGGACUGGGAGGAAUGUGCAUAUGUGCCAUCGUCAUGACCGUAGCUCUAGCUUUACUGGACAGCGUUCCCUGGAUGAGCUACAUCAGUAUGCUGGCUAUUUUUGGCUUUGUGGGUUUCUUUGAGGUCGGUCCAGGUCCCAUCCCUUGGUUCUUUGUAGCAGAGUUGUUCUCUCAAGGUCCGAGGCCGGCUGCUAUGGCCGUGGCAGGGUUUUCCAACUGGACUGCCAACUUCAUCAUUGGCUUUGGCUUCCAAUAUGUUGCAGACCUUUGUGGCCCGUACGUCUUCCUGAUCUUUGCAGGAAUCCUUCUCUUCUUCCUCAUCUUCACAUUCUUCCGGGUGCCCGAGACCCGAGGCAAGACCUUUGACCAGAUCUCAGCCAGUUUCAACCAGCAGUUAGCAGGGGGGAUGGAUUUGGAUAUGGACAUGGACAUGGAUUUGGACAAGCCCAGCACAGAGUUGGACUACUUGGGGGAGGAAAACGUCAACUGAGGGGGUCCAUUUCAAACGAAGCUUGAACUGAUACAACUUGAGAUGAGCCUUAAAAUUGGGCGCUACUCCAAAUGCUGUUAUUUUUCUGACAUGUAUGAUUGCAUUCAUAUAAAUUGUGGUGCCAACGCAGUGUUAGGUGUGUGACAAUAUUGACAUUUUGAACCAUCCUUGGCUGGCACUACCGCGGUAAAAGAUUGUAAGAAAAAAAAAAAAAAAAAAGUCCAACAUGACCUGAAAAACUAUUAGAAACCAUCUGCUGUACUUCCGAGGAACCAUGUGGACUUGAGGCAUUGACUGCCAGCGUGAUGGGAUUGGUACUCCCUGCUGUUCGGUUGCAGUAUUGACAAAAGUGGAAAGACUCUGGAAUUCCUGCACUUUAUAAACCAAGACAACCAAAGCUUUCCAGGUGUAGAUGUAAAACUGCAGGAAGUUGAUGCAACUUGCCAUUUAAGAUGGGAACACUUAAGAAUGUUAGAAGCAGUUUUAAGAUGAUGCUACAGGGCUAAGUCUCAACUGUCUUGGCCUCUAAAAGCCUGUGUUAUGAAUGAAAUGCAUUAAUGUCGAUGUACUUAAAUUAUAUCUUGUCUAAUGAGCUUCUAGAUUAGAUUCAGAUGGCAAAUUAAAAAGGUACACAUUUCACUUAAAUUCUUGGGUUUAGGCACAUCUCAAAACCACCCAUUUUGGAGGGGAUUUGUAGAAGCAUCCUGCAAGUUUCUACAAAAGACAGGACUAGUAGUCCUGCAUGUCCCCAUGUACUUAAGACUUUUAAGAACCUAGUGGCUCAACCUGCAAAAGUGCUACUUUUAAAAGCAACACCUUUGAUACAUCCAGUACUCGAGUUGAG